Ceratotherium simum simum (southern white rhinoceros) is the source of this 2682-nucleotide messenger RNA. It is a transcript of the gene HNRNPUL2, whose product is annotated as heterogeneous nuclear ribonucleoprotein U like 2. Gene Ontology annotation, biological process: alternative mRNA splicing, via spliceosome. Gene Ontology annotation, cellular component: nucleus. NCBI's taxonomy places the organism in Eukaryota, Metazoa, Chordata, Mammalia, Perissodactyla, Rhinocerotidae. The record is from RefSeq and is a predicted model, not a curated record. Gene Ontology annotation, molecular function: protein binding; RNA binding.
GAAGUCCGCCGUCCUCGGCGCGCGCCCGCCCGCGGCAGGGGAACCGAGGGGGCAGGAAGCGAAGCAAGUCCCCGCUGCGUUGUUUUGGGCCCCCCGGGCCGAAGGGGUGAAAGGAAGGGGAGGGAGAAACAAACCUACGUAGCGGAGGCUGCGCGCGGCCCUCGCCGCCUGCGUGCGUACGUGCGUGCGCUCGCUCGCGCGGGCUCCGUGCUGGCGCGUGAGGCGGAGGCGGGCGGCGGCGGCGCCUGCGCGGUCGGGCUCGGUCGACGGUUCGCAGGGGAGGAGGCGGCGGGAGGCGGAGGAGGCGGCGGCGGCGAUGGAGGUGAAGCGGCUGAAAGUGACCGAGCUGCGGUCGGAGCUGCAGCGGCGGGGCCUGGACUCGCGCGGCCUCAAGGUGGAUCUGGCGCAGCGGCUGCAGGAGGCGCUGGACGCCGAGAUGCUCGAGGACGAGGCCGGCGGUGGCGGGGCCGGGCCCGGCGGGGCCUGCAAGGCGGAGCCUCGGCCUGUGGCCGCGUCGGGCGGCGGCCCGGGCGGGGACGAGGAGGAGGACGAAGAGGAGGAGGAGGAGGAAGACGAGGAGGCGCUGCUUGAGGACGAGGACGAGGAGCCACCCCCUGCCCAGGCCUCGGGCCAGCCCGAGCAGCCGCCGCCGGAGCCCCCAGAGGCGGCAGCCAUGGAGGCCGCGGCCGAGCCUGAUGCUUCCGAGCAGCCAGCGGAGGAGGCGACGGCCGGGUCAGGUGGGGUAAACGGUGGCGAAGAGCAGGGCACCGGCAAAGGGGAGGAAGACGAGCCGGAGGAGCGGAGCGGGGAGGAGACGCCGGGAUCCGAAGCGCCUGGUGACAAGGCCGCGGAGGAGCAGGGAGAUGACCAAGAUAGUGAAAAGUCAAAACCAGCAGGCUCAGAUGGUGAGCGGCGGGGGGUAAAGAGACAGCGGGAUGAGAAGGAUGAACAUGGCCGAGCUUACUAUGAAUUCCGAGAGGAGGCUUACCACAGCCGCUCAAAGUCUCCACCACCCCCUGAAGAAGAGGCAAAAGAAGAGGAGGAGGAUCAAACUCUUGUGAACCUGGACACGUAUACCUCGGAUCUCCAUUUUCAAGUGAGCAAAGACCGCUAUGGAGGGCAGCCACUUUUCUCAGAGAAGUUCCCCACCCUUUGGUCUGGGGCAAGGAGUACUUACGGAGUGACAAAGGGGAAAGUCUGCUUUGAGGCCAAGGUAACCCAGAAUCUCCCAAUGAAAGAAGGCUGCACAGAGGUUUCUCUCCUUCGGGUUGGAUGGUCUGUUGAUUUUUCCCGUCCACAGCUUGGUGAGGAUGAAUUCUCUUAUGGUUUCGAUGGAAGAGGACUCAAAGCAGAGAAUGGGCAGUUUGAGGAAUUUGGCCAGACUUUUGGGGAGAAUGAUGUUAUUGGCUGCUUUGCUAAUUUUGAGACUGAAGAAGUAGAACUUUCCUUUUCUAAGAAUGGAGAAGACCUAGGUGUGGCAUUCCGGAUCAACAAAGAAUCCCUGGCAGACCGGGCCCUCCUACCCCAUGUCCUCUGCAAAAAUUGUGUUGUAGAAUUAAACUUUGGUCAGAAGGAGGAGCCCUUCUUCCCACCACCAGAAGAGUUUGUGUUCAUCCAUGCUGUGCCUGUUGAGGAGCGUGUGCGCACUGCCAUCCCUCCCAAGACCGUAGAGGAGUGUGAGGUGAUUCUGAUGGUGGGACUGCCUGGAUCUGGAAAGACCCAGUGGGCACUGAAAUACGCAAAAGAAAACCCUGAGAAAAGAUACAAUGUUCUGGGAGCUGAAACUGUGCUCAGUCAAAUGAGGAUGAAGGGGCUCGAGGAGCCAGAGAUGGACCCCAAAAGCCGAGACCUUUUAGUUCAGCAAGCCUCCCAGUGCCUUAGUAAGCUGGUCCAGAUUGCUUCCCGGACAAAGCGGAACUUCAUUCUUGAUCAGUGUAAUGUGUACAACUCUGGCCAACGGCGGAAGCUAUUGCUGUUCAAGACUUUCUCUCGGAAAGUGGUGGUGGUUGUCCCUAAUGAGGAAGAUUGGAAGAAGAGGUUGGAGUUGAGGAAGGAAGUAGAGGGAGAUGAUGUGCCUGAGUCUAUAAUGCUGGAGAUGAAAGCCAACUUUUCUCUGCCUGAGAAAUGCGACUAUAUGGAUGAGGUGACAUACGGGGAGCUGGAGAAGGAGGAAGCUCAGCCCAUUGUCACUAAGUACAAGGAGGAGGCCAGGAAACUGCUGCCCCCCUCCGAGAAGCGGACAAACCGCCGAAACAAUCGAAACAAGCGUAACCGGCAGAACCGAAGCCGAGGCCAAGGCUAUGUGGGCGGGCAGCGCCGAGGCUACGACAACCGGGCCUACGGGCAGCAGUACUGGGGGCAGUCUGGAAACAGAGGGGGUUACCGUAAUUUCUACGAUCGAUACAGGGGAGACUACGAUCGAUUCUACGGGCGAGAUUAUGAGUACAACAGAUACAGAGACUAUUACAGACAAUACAAUCGGGAUUGGCAGAAUUACUACUACCACCACCCCCAGGACAGAGACCGAUACUACAGGAACUACUACGGUUACCAAGGGUAUCGGUGAAGCCCCUGCCAUUGUCGCCUGUCAGCCAUGAAGCUGAAUCUCUGGGGGUGCCAGGCACCCCCCAAAACACAACCAAGGAAAACAGGGGCUGUCGGGGUGGGGCUGAGCUGCCGGGG